CUCAUCAUCGUCGCCGUCGUCGUCACCGCCUGCAGGGGUUUAAGUUUGUUCUUGACGUCGCGUUUUUUUUUUCUUUUUCCGUGAGACGCUCCCCUCGCGCGUAAUUUGCCCGCCUCCCCCCGCGCGCGGUUUAAGUUGUCAGGAAUCUGGAAAUAAUUUGAAUUAAAGAUGAACUGAAGGUGACAGUAAUUGGAUUCUCUGGGAAGCCACUCCGUACCCCCGCUGUGCGGCGUCUCUUAAGGAGAUUGCCUCUCCCGUCGACGGAAUCGAGGGGUGCAUUUUUUGAAGACGACGCAGGAAGCGGGGGGAAGCCUCGAGGAAAAUUAUCUUACUUGGACGGCCGUUCCCGGGGGUAACGUCGCGGAUAUAUUGACGGCCGUCAAAGGAUAGCGAGGCAGAACGUUGACGAGGAGAGGCAGAGAAGAAGGGAGGCUUUUGUUUACCGACGAGACGGAGCAACUUUGAUGGCGUCACGCUCCGCGCGGAAAGCGAGCGGCACCUGCAAGAAACGCUUCGGCUGGAACGUCGCACGGAGGCCCCUUGGUCGGAUUACUUCUCUCCGCCCCACCCCCAUCCUUUAUUUUUGUUUUGCUCCCGUCUCCGCGUUGACGGGCGCCUGUUAACUCGGAGGGUCCCGAGGAUUCAGACGGAAUCGAGGAGCGUGGGUGCGCGCGCGAAGGAUUUUCUUUCCCCGCCGUCACCCACCCCCGGCGUUCCGGGUAUCGCCACGGAGUUGCCAGGCAGGAGCGUCCCGUUCUCGCCACGGCCCAACGCGCGCACGCCCUCCGCAUCGACCGCGCGCGUGCGCGUUCCAAGGGGGAAACUUCUAAUUUAUCGUGGCGGAGCGCGCGGCUCGCCUCCCCGGGGGACAUCGCGUGCGCAGCCAGCGAGAAAUCGCACGUCCACGGAGAUGAGCGUGAAGUGGACCCGAGCGGCGAUUUAACAACCGCGACUUGCGUCACCGCAGCACCGAAUACCCCCACCGACCAGCCCCCCCCCCUCCCCCAACCUUUUCCGACCGGCGCUCGGAUCAAAGUCGCGGAGUUCAGGAGGACGUCCCGGCUGUUCGAGGAUUCGACUCCCACUUUUUGUCGUUCCCUGCUGGGAGCGGGCGAGAGGUUGGACGCAGGCAAAGGCGACGACCGUUUUGGCCGAACGCCACGGCGCGAGUGGCAGUUACGGUUGACCAACCCCCGCCGCUGCAGGGGUCUUUGGCCGGGGGAUUUGCACCGCCGGUGGCGACGGGACGAGCCGGCGCGUGACGGUGAGAGCCGCCCCUCCCUCCCGACCACGCCGGGAGAUAUCUCGCCUCGAGUUCGGUGCGAGCCCAAUGGGACGUCGUCUUCAACAGGAGGAGGAACGUCGCCCACCCGGCGGAGGUCGCGUGGCGGGUGGAGGAUGAGAAGAGUGCAGCUGUCUCUUUAGUUUUUCCGAGCGCUUUUGAGGGUUUUUGUAGUUGCCAAGGGAGUUUGAGCUGUGGAUCAUCGUCCAUCGUCAAGCGGUCGGCUCAUCAUCCAGCCGACGCGGAGGCCGACGGAGGAGGACGAUUGCGACGAUUGCGACGAUUGCGACUAUUGGCAACUUGUCGCCGCCAUUCCAGCGGCGUUGGCGCGGUUUAACGUCACCACCGCAACUACAGUGAGAUCUUACUUGUUCAGAUUUCAACCUUUGCUAGAUGAGUAGCUUUAAUAGCAAUAAAUUGUUAACGUUAUAUCGACGUGAAUGACUGUGAAGAAGAUAUUUCGGCAAUUGUAGCCGUAUGUUUGGUUGAUGAAAGAUAAAUAACGCAUCGGCGUGUCGCUUGGCGCCGGGGUUCCGAUAACGUUCAGGCAGCGGAGAGACGCAAUGGGAUGGACACGUAGCUGUGCCGCUCGGCACUGUUUGUAGUUUUUUUCCACCGCCACCUUAGACCGGCUACCGAGCAGCGCGAUUUUCAAUUUCAUCUCCCAGUGGAUAAGUCCUUCCGCGAUACACGCACGCGCGUACAUUUCAAAAACAACGCUCGCCCUACACCGGGCGGUGCCGACAAGACAGAGCGCCACGGCUCAAGAGGAAGAAGAUAAGAAGCGCGGCCGCCGGAAACCACAGCGGCGCGACACGGCGCAGAGCGACACGGCGCAGAGCGACACGGCGCAGAGUUGUCGUCGCGCUCGCCAUGCAGGUGUCCUUCGCGUGCUCGGAGAGCGGCCUCAAGUCCCGCGGCGGCAGCGAUGACCGUGGGGGGCGCGGCGGGGGCAGCCCGACUCUGGGAGGGGGCGGCGGGGGCCCAGGUGGCGGCGGGGGGCCCGGCGGUGCCAACCGCGUGCGCUCGCGGUUCCGCGCCGUGGCCAUUGUGGCGAGGAGCGUGGGCCAGAUGGCCCUGCGCAAGCAGCAGCAGCAGCAGCAGCUGCUGCAGCUUCAGCUGCAGCAGCAGCAACAGCAGCAGCAGCAGAUGAUGAUUUCCCUGCGCGAGACAACGGCGGCCAACACGGGCAUGAAGUACAGGAAUUUAGGAAAGUCAGGCCUCCGCGUGUCAUGCCUGGGCCUUGGCACGUGGGUGACGUUUGGAGGGCAAAUCACCGACGAGAUGGCGGAGCAGCUGAUGACCAUCGCAUACGAGAACGGCAUCAACCUGUUCGACACAGCGGAGGUGUACGCCGCAGGCAAGGCCGAGGUUAUCUUGGGCAACAUCAUCAAGAAGAAAGGCUGGAGGAGGUCCAGCCUCGUCAUCACAACGAAAAUCUACUGGGGAGGAAAAGCCGAGACGGAACGAGGGCUGUCGAGGAAGCACAUCAUCGAAGGGCUGAAGACGUCGCUGCAGAGGCUGCAGCUGGACUACGUGGACGUGGUCUUCGCAAACCGCCCCGAUACCAACACUCCCAUGGAAGGAGCCCCAUUCUCAUGCAGGGCUUUCAUCAUCGAAGAGAUUGUCCGGGCGAUGACGUACGUCAUCAACCAGGGUAUGUCCAUGUACUGGGGUACAUCUCGAUGGAGUGCCAUGGAGAUUAUGGAGGCGUACUCGGUGGCACGGCAGUUCAACCUCAUCCCGCCGGUGUGCGAGCAGGCCGAGUACCACCUGUUCCAGCGCGAGAAGGUGGAGGUGCAGCUGCCUGAGCUCUACCACAAGAUCGGCGUCGGAGCCAUGACCUGGUCCCCGCUCGCGUGCGGGAUCAUCACGGGCAAGUACGAGGACGGGAUCCCCAUGUACUCGCGCGCCUCGCUCAAGGGCUACCAGUGGCUGAAGGAGCGCAUCACGAGCGAGGAGGGGCACCGGCAGCAGGCCAAGCUCAAGGAGAUCCUCAUGGUGGCGGAGAGGCUCGGCUGCACGCUGCCCCAGCUCUCCAUCGCCUGGUGCCUGCGUAACGAGGGCGUGAGCUCGGUGCUGCUCGGAGCAUCCAACACGGAGCAGCUCAUUGAGAAUCUGGGCGCCAUCCAGGUGCUUCCGAAGCUGACCGCUCAGGUGGUGACGGAGCUGGACAGCAUCCUGGGGAACAAGCCGUACAACAAGAAGGACUACCGCUGCUAGGCCGAGGAGUCGGCGGUCCCCGACCCCAACCCAUCCUGCCCCGACCAGCCCACCAGCCGCACCACCACUACCAAACCUGGUCAUCCCCACGCUCGUGUAGACUGGCCGAUGGCGGCCCGAUUGCCGCUCGCGCGUGCGCGCGCAGACGCGAGAGGGCUCGUGCAUGCGCUCGUGAAGUCGCCUAUACACGCACAAAGAGGCAAGGAGUCCCCUCUAUAGCCAUACGUAACGUUGGGGCGAAGUGCCGUUAACUCGUGGGCCACGUACGCGUGGACACGGGCACAAAUUCGGACCCGUGUACGCUCGCAGGGCGCUCUCCGGACACGUGCGCGCGCACACUUAUGCACGCGAUCACACGCUCGUGCACACACUUACGGGUCGGCAUGCUUUGAAGCGUACUUCGUUGGACUCAAUUCCUACUCGUUGCCCUUCUCAAACACUUACACUCAAACGCCCGUGUGUGUGUGCGCUUGUGCAAAGGUGCACAUACGUACCUUUUGUGCGCACCUGCGUGUACUUAUAUUAGUUUGUUUUGGGGGUUUUUAACCAGGUGAGGACUCAAAGAGAGCAGAAUAGUCUCAAUUGCAAGUGUCCUGAGAGCAUCGCACCAACUCUAAACACACGAGGCAGCCGCAACCACACACACACGCAUCCGCUCUCGCAUACUCACGGCAUCUGGGAUGAACCGCACCACCCUCGACCACCCAAGGGGCUCGUUCCACCGUUCUGCCUGCCCCCCCCCCUCCCGCACACCUCCCCCCUCGCCUCCCGUGGCCACGACCUCACCUAUGACCAAAAGACUCCACUCGCUCACGAUGCAGACCGCUAGAUGACCGCCUCUGGCCUUCCCGGACAGGCUUGGCACGCCUGCGAGCCAGUGAGAUAGCGAGCCAGUGGGCGUCCACCCAGUUUCCCCCCCCCCCCCACCAACCGUCACUGCAUGUGCUGCUGCUGCUGCUGCUGCUGCACGGUGCUGCUGCACGGUGCUCCCAUGCCGUCGCCCCGGAAAGCAUGACAACGGGAGUUGCCGGUCGCUCAUCAUUUUUCUGCGUCGGGGGGUUGUUGUUGCCGUUUUUUUUAAACUCCUCCGCGUUCUGGCGUCUGGCCGGAGCCACUGUCUGUCGGUGCCGCUGUGCGCGCCGGCGGCCCGGGAAAGCUGGGAUCUGCUUUAAAAUAAAACACUUGUCGCGGACGCUUUCCAUACUCGGCGUCAAUAGAGCCAUCGGGCGAGGCGGCGGAGAGCGUAAGCCGCCACGUUGCAGCGCCGGGCCAGCGCCUCUUCGAGACGCCGAGUCUCCGCACGGAGCGAGGAGGAGGGGGGUGCAUCACCACGGGGCUCCCAUCAACGAUGAUCGCAUCAAAUGAAAAAAACGUAAAUUGCACUUGACUGAAUCACGUGCACCCCGUCAUCAAGGGCUGUACGUGUUCAGUCCAAAGGUGGAGCAAGAGCACGUGUUGUUGGAGGGACGGAUGACCGACUGUAGAGGAGGAGGCGCCUCUUUCAAUGGAACGCCGGGGGAAGCAACUAUCCCGCAAACAGUUUUUUGCCGGCCGUUGACUCGCGGAUCAGAAGUUCCGUCCGCACGGUCGUAAUACAGCUGACGACGGCGCGUCGGACAAGUCCGGAGGAUCGCUACGCAACUGGGAUUUUGAGAAGAGAGAACUUUGGCCCGGACAAAAAAAAAAAGACUUCCGAUUUGAAGGAGAAACGUUUAAAUUAUUGACGGACGAGUGGAAUGGCAAGCGGUCGACAGCUGUUCUGUGCAUGCGCUUGGCAACCUACGCUAACGAGCUUCUGCCGCCGCUGCUGCUAAGGCAAGGCGCCACGCGCGGCGCGAUGACGAUUCGUCGGCCGUUUCGCUCAUUGCCCAGCAGCGGUUGAGAACGUACACGGCUCUCCACUGUGACAAAGAGACGCCUCCUGAAAUCUACGUCCUGGCACCACGGUUUGUAUCGGUACGCAAUAUAAGGCCACGAUCAACUCUAGGAGGAGGCCAAUUUAAAGUCAGUUUGUCUCCGGCUGGCAAUUCAAUGAAAUAAUGGCUUCUCUAACGGCAACUUAUAUAGCAAUGGCUUAGCAUGACGGUGAUCUGUCUGGUACGAUAGCAAAUGGUUGGGUGACUAUUGGCGGUGUAUGAUAACCGUGACACUUGCUCUAUAUUAGCCCAAGUGGAGGAGGCCACAAUAAACUUUGCUUGCUUUAGCAGCACGCGUGACGACAUAGCAUCUGUACACGCGAACGCUGUGCACCAUUUGUCGCGACAUCUCUCCUGUUUAUCUCUCUCUGGCUGGCCAUGUGGUCCAUGAAACUGGGCCGUAUAAUUCACCUGUCGGUACCAACCUCAGGUGGUGGAACUCUCGUGGUUCCAAUGGCUUUGUGGCCAAUAACAGUGAAUUGUGCGAUAACGGUUUCAAACGAGUAGGGGUCAUGAAAAGUGAUUCACUCGUGUUGGCCGUGAUAAGUGAAUGGGGACUGCUAAAGAUGGGUGGUUACCGACUUCUGCUCUGGCCUAUGGGACUGAGAGCUCUGCGAGGCCACUCCUAGAAUCUUUUGUGGGCUACGUUUGACGCGUGGGCCACCAGUUGAAGAACCCGGUCCGAGUGUAUCCCGGCCUUAUUUUUACCGCAUUUAUUUAACAGCGGUCCUGUUUUUGAAUUGGGAUUCUGGUUUUUCACCAGUCUCGCCAGAUUUUCGGUGUGGGAUGAAACUAAAUUCUGCGCCGGUGUACGAAACCGCGUGCGCGUUUUGUUUGAAAAUGCAGCCGAGUACAGAAACCUCGAGAGAUAGAGAGAGAGAGGAGGAAGCCUUCCAUGACUGAACAAAUCAGCCUGCAACCAAUUACCUCCAGCCCAGCGAUUCUAUCCAAACUUCUGUUCUGUUUGUCUUAUUCUUAUCAUCUCGCACGUAUCGGUUUCUGCUUUCCUUUUUCUGUUAUCGUUUGUACAGUUUGGUUUUCUCCGUUAGCCCAAAUGUAACCCUAGCAAAAGAAUUUCGUGCAAUUUGCCUAUAUUGUAAAACAUUGAUUCACAUGCACGCAAUGUUCUGUGUAUCGUCGGCAUAAGAAAAUAUUUUAACUGGUGAGGCUGCAUCAUCAUACCGCUGCAGAAGGUCACUGGUGACCUAUCGAUGCAGCCUCUGGGUUCGCAGCUAUAACCUCUAACAUUGCAACCCUGGCUUUGACUUUGCUCCCACCACCAAUAUAUUGUGUACAAUCUUGAUUUGAAGCUUUCGUGGCUGCAGGAAUCCAUACUGUUUUGUUCUUUCGGUAAAGUCACGUAGGUAGAAAAUAAAACAAUAAAUAACGGCGUUUCAGGCGCAACACACAAGCGUCCCGUCAUCAGGUAGGAUGACGUACGCUUGUGUGUGCGCCCGAAACGUAAUUUAUUUUGUUUUAUUUUAUACACUACGUGACUUUACCGACAGAACCAAAGAGUAUUAUAUUGUCCAAUUUGGCACCCAGGGCCACUUCUCAAUUACAUACCUUGGGUUCAUGUAAAUGUUUUUGUACAAAUGUCGUGAAUUGUUGUCAGCUUAACGUUUUUUUUUACAUGUACAAAAGUUGCAACUAACUACUUACGGAGUAAUCGACUUAAUCUGUCGUCGACGGUGAAUGUCGAGUUAGUUGCCAAGGUCCGUGUGUACAUUCUCGUUGAAUUUUAAUUAUAACAACGCGUGGUUUAUUUAUUUUGUACGACUUUUGCAGUGGUGUUGCAGUUCGCACGACUGGCCAGAAUCAUCGGCAGACCCCCCCGCGGAGACGGCGGCGAGUUUGCCGGAGGAACACUCAUUAGUUACACCAGAAAUCAACAUUCGCCCUCGGUUGUCCGCUUUAUUGUGGACACAUCCUCCGGGGCGUGGUGGUUUUUUUUGGCUACCGGCUUCCAUCGUUCGGACCACCGGCCAUCAUUUCCCUCAGCAUGUGCUGCCCAAGGCUCACUUGACUCUUCUGACCCACUAAUAGGGUUUUUCCCUUUCUUCUGGCAACAAAAACUGACACCUUUACAAGGAAUCAUGUUUACAUUAACCACAAUACCUGCAGUCAAAUGCAAACAAA
Molecule: messenger RNA, 7560 nt
Organism: Lethenteron reissneri (Far Eastern brook lamprey)
Lineage: Eukaryota; Metazoa; Chordata; Hyperoartia; Petromyzontiformes; Petromyzontidae
Gene: KCNAB2
Product: potassium voltage-gated channel subfamily A regulatory beta subunit 2
Biological process (GO): transmembrane transport; regulation of potassium ion transmembrane transport; potassium ion transport
Cellular component (GO): voltage-gated potassium channel complex; membrane; cytoplasm
Molecular function (GO): voltage-gated potassium channel activity; transmembrane transporter binding; potassium channel regulator activity
Source: RefSeq, a predicted model, not a curated record